AUGGAGCGGGUGCCGGAGCAGAGCUCGUCGGGGACGCUCAAGACGGCCGAGCUGAUCCGCGAGUUCACGGCCUUGAAGGAGCAGUUCCCGCGGGAGUACACGACGUACCGCCUCGCGGACGCGGCGCGCGCGAUCGCGGCGCCGCCGCUGCGCGCGGUGGUGUUCCAGCAGUGGGAGCCGCUCGUGGACCCGUCGCGCGGGCUGGGGGCGGUGGCCAGGCUCAAGGACGCGCUGCUGGACGACGGGUCGGCCGCGUCGCCGUACGCCGCGCUGGUCGACGACGUCGUGGUGGGGCCCGUGCUGGCGUCGGCCGCCGAGACGUGGGAGGCCAGGGACCCGGAGCCGAUGGUCCGGUUCCUGGAGACGUGGCGGGACGCGCUGCCGCUCCCGGCGACCCAGCGCCUCCUGGAGCAGGCGGUCAUGGCCAAGCUGGCGGCCGCCGUCGAGUCGUGGGAGCCGCGGUGGGAGCCCGUGCCGUGCCACGCCUGGGUGCACUCGUGGAUCCCGCUCCUCGGGCGCCGGCUCGAGCCGCUGUUCGCGACGGUGCGGUGCAAGCUCGGGAAGGCGCUGCCGGGGUGGCACGCGGCCCGCGCCACGGCCGACUACGACAUGGUGCUGCCGUGGAAGGACGCGUUCGGGCCGGCGGCGUGGGAGGAGUUCGUCGGCCGGCACGUCGUGCCGUACCUGAGGCAGGGCCUGCGGGCGGUGCGCGUCACGCCGCCCAAGCAGGAGGACGGCGGGUUCGGCGGGGUGAUGAGGUGGUUGUCCGUGGUGCCGGCGCGGGACAUGGCGCGGCUCCUGGAGGAGGAGGAUUUCUUCGGCAAGUGGCAGGACGCGCUGUGCCGGUGGCUGUGGGCCGCGAGACCCACGGUGGUGGAGGCCACGGCGUGGCACGAAGGGUGGAAGCGGCUACUGACGCCGGAGUUGCUCGCCGACGAGCGCGUGCGUGUUCCCAUCGAGGCCGGCCUCCAAAAGAUCAGCCGCGCGGCGCAAGGUCGUCUGGAGAUUUACCGGCCGCCUGGACGGGAGCAGCACGCCGGUCAGGCCAACUCCUGGCGAUACAGAUCGCGGCGGCGCGCGGUGUUUAGUCGUGGAGGCAACAGGCACUGA
Molecule: messenger RNA, 1110 nt
Organism: Panicum virgatum (switchgrass)
Lineage: Eukaryota; Viridiplantae; Streptophyta; Magnoliopsida; Poales; Poaceae
Product: septin and tuftelin-interacting protein 1 homolog 1-like
Exons: 1
Coding region: 1-1110 (369 amino acids)
Biological process (GO): spliceosomal complex disassembly
Cellular component (GO): U2-type post-mRNA release spliceosomal complex
Source: RefSeq, a predicted model, not a curated record